Molecule: messenger RNA, 2521 nt
Organism: Oxyura jamaicensis (ruddy duck)
Lineage: Eukaryota; Metazoa; Chordata; Aves; Anseriformes; Anatidae
Gene: TUFT1
Product: tuftelin 1
Exons: 13
Coding region: 466-1668 (400 amino acids)
Biological process (GO): intracellular signal transduction
Cellular component (GO): I band; intracellular anatomical structure
Source: RefSeq, a predicted model, not a curated record
UCUGGGACCUCGCCGGCAAAAUGAGCGCUGUGGGCGCGUGCCCUGCAUCGAGCUCUUCCAGCCCUUUUCCACCCAUUUCGAACUCCUUGGCUCCCGCCUAGGAAAAUGUUCCCUGGAGUGGACGUUGCAGACAAGGCAGCUGGGCUGCUGGCAGAGCCCGGGCAUGGUUUGCAUCGGGCUUUGGCCUUACCGGGGGAACGAAGGGCUCUAGCGGGGAGUUGGGCUCCAGCAGCGAUCUGCAGGAGGGCUCCUCGUCUCCAGGGAGCAGAGCUAGCGAGAGCAGCGUACACACAAUAUUUUGGAAACAAACAGAUGGCUUGUCGAGACUUGGACGGCGAAGGCAGCGCUUGAAAGCCGGGCGGCAGAAAUACCUUGAUGCUGCUUUGGAGAGCAGGAGGCUGACGUGGCCAGGUGUGGCGAGGGGCGGGCGCCCGUGGCUGCGCGGGCACCGAGCUGGGCUCCGCGAUGCCUGCGUCACAGCCGCCGAGCAGCUCCGGCACCGAGCAGCUCCUGCUUUCGGAGCUGCCUUCAGCGAGGAGCAUGAGCGACGGCUGCCUGGGAGCCAGCGAGGAGAGCGUGAAGGUGCUGAGGCUGACGCUGCCGAAUGACCUGCCAGGUGACAGGCAGGUGAAGCAGAAGCCGGUGGGAAAAGCCUUCGCCAUGGUGGCCAACAGGUCGAGCAACGGUCACUCGCUGGCGUCCGAGUGCAUCAAGUCCAACGACGGCGAUGAGGAGAUCAUCAAGGUUUAUCUCAAGGCGAGGGCCGAGGGCGGUGUGAACCACGAGGAGCACGUCAGCCAGCUGAAAAGUGAAGUUCGUUACAUCCAAGAGGCUAGAAGUUCUUUGAAGAAGCUGCGGGAAGACUUAAGUAGUAAACUUGAGAACAGACAAGGAGAUAAACAGCACGCACAGGUGGUGCUGGAGAAGCAGAACGGGAGCUGGCUGCACCCCGAGAGUCCCCACGCUGAUUCCUGGGAGGACCAGGAGGAGGAUUACUCGGGAGACGACGUGGAGAAGAUCCGGCAGACAGCAAAAAGGCUGUUCACGAAGCUGCAGGAGGCUGAGAGGCGCCAUCAGUUGGAGAAGAAGGACCUUGAGAGGGUGGUCUCGCAGUACCAGGAGGAAGCCGAGCAAACGAGCUCUGCCCUGCGGAGAGCGGAGAAGAGCGUGCUGGAGAAGGAGGUGCAGGUGGACGAGCUGCAGCGGCUGCUGGCAGGGAUGGAGAAGGAGCACAGGAGCUUGCUGCUGAAGAUGAAAGAAGGCGAAGCGGAGCUGGCGAGGCUGAGAAGCGCGGAAGGUGACAGACUCGCCGAACAAGACCGGUCGGCCAAGCUGGAGAAGGAGGUGGCCAUGCUGCGGGAGAAGAUCCACCACCUGGACGACAUGCUGAAGAGCCAGCAGCGCAAGGUCCGCCAGAUGAUCGAGCAGCUCCAGAACUCCAAAACGGUGAUUCAGGCCAAAGAUGCUGUGAUCCAGGAGCUCAAGGAGAAGGUCGCUUACUUGGAGGCUGAGAACCUGGAGAUGCACGACCGCAUAGAGCACUUGAUUGAGAAGCAAGUGAGUCGGGGCGGCCACAGCUCCAGGGCACGCUCCAAGUCGGAGUACGUGAGCAGCAAAAGGCUGUCGGGCCCCAAGCCGCUGCCUCUCAUUCGAGUGGUGGAAACAUGAGCUUGGAGGGCCAGAGCGAGCUGAAGACUCUCCCCUUGUUAUCCUUGACCGGACUUCCCUGCUUGACUGCCGUUUUCUGGCCUCUGUGCUCAGUCUGCCCUGGAGCCGCCAGCAGAGAGCUGUGCCCCCGAGCACCGUGGCACCCGAGGACAGACACAGCCGGGGCGGUGCUGGCAGAGGAAGGAGAUCUACGAGGUGUCCACGCUGCUGUCCCACGGGGUCCCACGGCCAUGUGGAGGCCAGUCUGGAUGCUGGCUUGGCUAGGGAGGCCAGGGCCAGCUGGCCCCGGCGUGGACGAGGUGGCUCCCUGGCUCGCUUUCCCUGCCCAGUCCUGGGUUUGCCGGGGCUGCUCCGUGAGCAGCCGUUGCUUCUGAAGGGUCUUGUCCAAACAGCGCCGCCUCUUCAGAUUGCAGCUUGCCACUGAGGACUUGGUGUUCAAUCUGUUUUUAAGAAACAAAGCAAAGAUUCACGCUUACAAAGAAGAAAGAAAUCCUCCUGAAGCAGGACUCCUUCCUACAAAACAAGCCCAAUGUGUGACCAGUUGGGAGCCUCCACCUCCGAUCUCCAGCACGUCUGGCUGCUCCGGACUUGGCAAAGGUUCGUGUGGCCGAAAUCACUGUAUCGACAUGCUUCUCCCAGUCCCUCUCUCAAGAGUGUAGAGAAAUUGUGCCCCAUGUACAUCUAGUGUUUAAACCCAGAGGUGGUUUGGUUUGUCCCUGUAUUUAUUUCAAUAAAUUAUUGGUGUCUUCCAAGGAUGUGGUGACAGGCACGAUGGCUGCUGUCCAGCUCCAGGGGAGCGUGUUUGAGGACUGCCUGUCCCACGUUUGAACUGGAAAAUACCAACCAGCUUCCU